AUGCAACAAACACAAAACGCUCCAGAGGAAGGCGACAAUUCGGAAGGUAGAACAAUGACUGCCGACGAAAAGAAAAAACAAAGAGAAGCUAAAAAGAUGGAAAAGAAACAAGCAAAGGAACAAAAAGGUGGAUUGUCUAAAGAGGAAAGAAAGAAAUUGUUUGAAACAAACGAAAAUAAUAAGAGACAAGAACGAUUAAAAGCCAAAGAAGAAGCAGAAAAUAUCACCACUCCGACAAUGCCAUCAAAUGUUACGAAUAAUAGUACCAACCCAACAACAAGUCAACAAACAAACGCUUCCGAUCAAAGGUUGAGAGAAGAAAACGAGAGAUUAAAGAAGGAAUUGUUACAAAGAGACAAACUUUAUCUAGAUUUGAAGAAGAAAUAUCAGGAAAAUAGAAUUUCUUCUCACUUGCCAGAAUAUCAACCUCCAAAACAAACAGAAAUCAACACUGGAAAACUUCAUCCUCAAGUGAUUCAACUCGGAAUUCAAUAUGCAAGUGGUCAAAUUACUGGAUGCAAUGCUAGAACUCUUGCUAUGUUCACUGUUUUGAAACAGCUUGUUAAUGAUACUGAAAUUCCUGAAGAUAAGCAAUUCAGUAGAUGUUUGGAUCCGCUUGUUUCUUCUGUAAUUGACCACUUAAAACAAUGUAGACCAAUGAGCGUGGGAAUGAAAAAUGCUUUGAGAAGAUUUAAAUAUUGUUUGCAUCAAAUUGACAAGGAAUCUUACAUUCGUACACAUCAACAGAGAAAAGAAGCUCUUUCAGAAUAUGUUGAUAGAUAUAUUGAAGAACGUAUUUCAGUUCCUGAAAAAGAAAUUGUUAAGAAAGGAGUUAAUGGUAUUAAGGAUGGUGAUACAAUUUUAACAUAUGCACUAAGUGAGGUUUUAGAAAAAAUGAUUAUAGAGGCUGCUCAAAGCAAGAAAAUAUCUGUAAUUGUUGUUGAUAGCAGACCAAAGAAUGAAGGUAAAGAGCUCGUAAAACGUUUGACAAGAGCUGGUGUGAAAUGUUCGAUUGUUCUCGUUAAUGCUGUUACAUAUGUCAUGAAGGAUGUUUCAAAGGUGUUCUUGGGUGCAAAUUCAAUUUUGUCCAAUGGUAAUGUUUAUUCACGUGUAGGUACAGCUGUUGUUGCCAUGACUGCAAAGGCUUUUAAUAUUCCAGUGGUUGUUUGUUGUGAGACAUACAAAUUUAGUGCUCAUUCUCAAUUGGAUUCCAUUACAACUAACGAGUUGGGAGAUCCAUAUGAUUUAGUAGAUUUAAGUACAACACCUCAAAGACACCACACUGUUAAUUAUUUGUCUAGUAAUGAAAUUGGACAAUUGGAGGUUGAAGGAGUAACCAAGUUUGAUGACAAGGAAACAGUGUAUAACAUGGAAAAUUUUGAAUCUAUUCCUAACCUUCAUAUCGUAAAUUUAACUUAUGACCUUACUCCUUGUCAUUAUGUAGAUAUGGUUUUGUGUGAAUUUGGUGCUAUUCCACCAACAUCUGUUUCAGUCAUUUUGAGAGAGUACGUCGAUUAUCAAUAAAUUAUUAUUAUUUUU
Messenger RNA from Naegleria gruberi, 1539 nucleotides. RefSeq lists its product as uncharacterized. The record is from RefSeq and is a predicted model, not a curated record. Lineage: Eukaryota; Heterolobosea; Eutetramitea; Acrasida; Naegleriidae. Bases 1 to 1524 code for a protein of 507 amino acids. The transcript has a single exon.